ACGACCACAACACUACUACCAAUGGGCGGUUUUCUAUGGUUCAUCGCUGGCGCAGCUGCGGCCACCAUCUACUGCAAUGGUCGCAUACAAGCAGGGUACUAUGCCGCCAACCCGAAUGGAUACUACGAACGAGGGUGGACGCGUCAGAGCGCACCUCUUGACUCUGAUGAAAGGGUGCCGGAGGACAAUGAGAGGGAACGACGGUAUGCGUAUGGAGCUGGAGUAAGGCUAGAGGGCCAGCAACGGUUCGGAUUGGAGCUACCUCAACAGCCCCGAGAGAGAAUGGAAGCUCCGACACCACCACCGCCCCCACCUCAGCAGGAGGAACAAGCUUCGCUUGACCAUAUCAGAGAGCUCAGUAAACAAGCAGAUGAGACUAUGUCUGACUUGUCUGAAGUUACACUCGAUUCUCUCAUGGCGACUAUAAUUGCGGCCAAGAACAAACUUGCAGAACGUCGCGCGCAGCGGGAACAGGAGGAGAGGCGGGCGUCGGAAGCGAACAAGUUCCCCCUUCGCUACGUCUGAGUUUCCUCGUUGACAAUGAGAGUGGAUGACACGGGCUGGACUCUGACCUGUGGUACGACGCAUGACACAAGACUACCUCGAAGGCGUAACGACAGAACCCGAAAAUGCUUUGCGCAUUGGUGUCACUGCCAUCCCUGCACUACGCUUCAAGUCCUGAUUUCCAACUCAUAUCCUCUAUUCACAGUGAAAACACGCUGCGGCCGUGAAAGGUUUUACCCAUCCUUCUCAUCGUACCAAGUUCUUAAGGUCCAUUGCAGGAUUUCGAGAGAUGGGCAUAUCCGGGGAAAUUGCUUUCAAAAAUGAUUAUUACAUGUGGGUAUACUCUGCUCCAUCCGUUCGAUCAGCAGGUGCUUAGAGUGCAUUUAUGUAGAGGGACUCCAGGGCGAAGUAAUUCUACUGAAGAUGCUCUCGCUGUCAAACGUCAUGUAGCAUUUCAAAUAGGCGUCUUUUCCGACCCAAUAUACACUGGCCUGAGAUCUUAACCGAC
This is a messenger RNA of Desarmillaria tabescens, 1012 nucleotides long. RefSeq lists its product as uncharacterized. NCBI's taxonomy places the organism in Eukaryota, Fungi, Basidiomycota, Agaricomycetes, Agaricales, Physalacriaceae. The record is from RefSeq and is a predicted model, not a curated record. The transcript is spliced from 3 exons. The coding region runs from base 22 to 525 and encodes 167 amino acids.